CAUGUGUUUCCUGAAGAAAUAAGGUUUGAGUAAUCUUCUAGUUUUGGUAAUACACGGGAUCCCAGGGAUGUCUAUAAAGACUCCAUAUCUCUGAGUUCAACAUUUGUAUUAGAACUUCCCUAAGGGAAGCCAUUCAGUGAAUCCAACUUUAGCCAACAGCCUGCAGCAUUAAGAGUUUCUCCUUGAAGAGCUCAAAGACCAAAGUGCCCCACAAAAUGCUUCUGCUGCAUGAUUCCUCAAAGCUGCUGACCUUAUACAAAUCCUUGGCCAGAAGCAUCCCUGAGUCCCUGAAGGUGUAUGGCUCUGUUUAUCACAUCAACCAUGGAAACCCCUUCAACUUGGAGGUGCUGGUAGACUCCUGGCCUGAGUAUCAGACAGUCAUUGUCCGGCCUCAAAAGCAGGAGAUGAUUGAUGACAAGAAUCUCUACAUAAACAGAUACUGUAUAUUCUCCAAAGAGCCUCAAAAAUUACAGGAUGUCCUUAAACAUUGUGGGGUCAUCAACUGGAAACAAAUGUUCCAAAUCGAAGGUUUCCAAGAAAGUCUGGGUGAGGGAAUAAAAACAGUUGCCUUUCCCAAAUCUGUGAGAGUGGAGUAUCUAAACUUGAUCCUCUACGUAACGGCAGAUAUUAUGAAACUCAAGGCCGCCAAUGAGAGCAAGCCUGGAAGCUGGCUUGAGGCAGACCACCCAGACCAUGCGCUGAAGAGUGAGGAUCUGAACUUGAAGUUUUCCCGGCUGAACGUGUCUCAUUGUGGGCUGGUGAAUGACUGCUGGAGUCUAGGGCAGAAUGAGAGGAGCCUGCGUUACAUCCAGCGCUGCAUCCAGACCCUGCCAUCUUACUGUGUGCUGGGCCCGGAGGGGACCCCAGUCACAUGGAGCGCCAUGGACCCCACUAGUGAAAUAGUGAUGGGCUACACCCUGGAGAGGUACCGAAACAAGGGCAUCAUGAGACAGAUGAUGAUGCGUUACAUGACAUACCUGCGUCAAGAAAAUAUUCCCUUCUACCUCUCGGUGCUGGCCGACAAUGAAAACUCCCACAGAGUAGUGAAGCGGUCUGGUUUCUCUGUGGCCUCAUGUGCAUGGCACCAAUGGACCUGCUACCCACAGGAAUGAGUCCCCUGUGACCUGUGAAGCUGCUUAGCCAUCUUGGGAAAGUCCUCUCAGUAUUGAAGCGGAAGUCACAAAAUAGCUUUCUUUCAUUCACAAAUGUUUCUUAGGCGUUUAUGAUGUGCCAGGAACUCCUGAACAUGCAGAUAUGAUUUUAAAAGAUGCUGCCACAAUCCUGAGGAUUUUACAAUCUGGCGGGGGGGUUAGGGGUGGUGGUGGCGGCAAUUCAGUCUUUCAAGAUGUAUGAUAAGGGCUGUGGGGAAGGCAGGCGUUACCGGUAAGCUCUUCCUUCUGGGAGUCAGAACUCUUUAUGAAGCUGGAUUGAUAGAAUCUAUUAUCUGGAAGACAAGCGAGGAACUUGAAUAAAAUUGUCAAUAGAA
Hipposideros armiger (great roundleaf bat) is the source of this 1486-nucleotide messenger RNA. RefSeq names its product glycine N-acyltransferase-like protein 1. Gene Ontology annotation, biological process: L-glutamine metabolic process. The record is from RefSeq and is a predicted model, not a curated record. Lineage: Eukaryota; Metazoa; Chordata; Mammalia; Chiroptera; Hipposideridae. Bases 216 to 1112 code for a protein of 298 amino acids. Gene Ontology annotation, molecular function: glycine N-acyltransferase activity; L-glutamine N-acyltransferase activity. The transcript is spliced from 6 exons. Gene Ontology annotation, cellular component: mitochondrion.